Molecule: messenger RNA, 2097 nt
Organism: Aspergillus thermomutatus
Lineage: Eukaryota; Fungi; Ascomycota; Eurotiomycetes; Eurotiales; Aspergillaceae
Product: WD40 repeat domain-containing protein
Exons: 4
Coding region: 1-2097 (698 amino acids)
Biological process (GO): proteasome-mediated ubiquitin-dependent protein catabolic process
Cellular component (GO): nucleus
Molecular function (GO): protein binding; protein-macromolecule adaptor activity
Source: RefSeq, a predicted model, not a curated record
AUGGAUAGCUCCCAUGACCUCCCCGAAGUACCUCGAUCGGAACCUGUCUUUCCUGCCUCGUCAUCACAGGAGUUUCCUUCAUCUCCACCGUCAAUAGCAUCAGACGCUGGCAUGCGACGCAAACCUAAGAAGCCUCCACCAGUCACACCACGGUCUUUCCGGCGGUUCUUUACUCCUCGUUCGAUGCUGAACGGCGGAAAUGGCGCGGGAACGGUUAGGACGAAUCGGCAGGCGUUGAAGGUGCUCAGCUCACCAGCUGUCAACCGUCUGGAUCUCAUGCGGACUCCAAGCAGGAAGCGGAAAUUAUCCUUCUCCUCUGUCGGUUCUCCGCUACAGUCGUCGCCAUUGCGGAAAGUUCGUGUCAGGUUUCCUGUUGACGAUGAAGAGGAGUUGAGCCUCUCAGUUAAGGAUAUCAAGGCUGGCAAUGACGCACAAGAUCUUGAAAAUAAACCUGCAAUGCCUAGCAAGCUAUUGCUUCCCAUUGCGCCUAUUCGGCGGUCACACGCGCUCCAGACAUCCGGAGGGCUUUACAUGCGAAGCGUCUCUGGACCACGGGCCAAUCGAGUCACAAUACGAUCCAAUGCCGGGGCUGGAUGGCAGGAUUUGACCUCCACGUUCUACUCUCGAUCGACCGACAGCCAUUCCUGCGCGAGCUACACUGGGGACCGUCUCGCUCUCCCUUUCUGCACUGCAACAUGUAAUACGAAUUCACUUGUUGCGGUAGGCGAUGAAGAAGGAGGCAUUCGAUUACUUGACUCCGCCAAAGACGACAAAAGCGGCUUUUCCAAGGCGUACCUAACGUUUCGUCCACACAUGAACGCAAUAAUGGAUCUUGAAUUCUCGUCCGAUGAUAUGCUACUGGCAACAGCUUCUGGAGACCAAACCGCACUGGUGAUUGAUAUGGCUACGCAGAAACCGAUAUACUGUCUGUCAAACCAUGUAUCCUCAGUGAAGCGCGUUCAAUUCCAACCAGCGGCGAAUAACAAAGUCCUUGCAACUUGCAGCCGGGAUGGAAAUGUCAGCAUCUGGGAUCUUCGGUGCAAAGGCUUCGAGAAGCCAUCUUUACAGGUCCGGUGCUCGCUGGAAUCUGAUUCAGACAAUUCGUCGUCGCCUCUGGCUUCCAAGAUGAUUUAUCCCCAAGUCCUUAAUACAAUACAUGGAGCCCACGCCUGGAUGCCCCAAACUUCGAUCUCCGAUAAAUCCGAACCCCAAAUUGGCCGCUCCGACAUCACGGUAACCUCGUUGACUUUUCUUUCCCCCGGCCGCGAAAAUCUCUUCGUGACAGCGUCGGAGGCCAAUGCAUGCGUGAGACUCUGGGAUUUGCGUACCGCACACAGCAACCGUCGUGGUCGCCCUGUCCUUCCUCUUUCGACAACUCGUGAACCGGAUAGCCACAUUAAAUAUAGGCGCUUUGGACUCACCUCACUGACACUCAAUGGGGAUGGUUCGCGGCUCUACACGCUCUGUAGGGAUGGCACUGUUUACGCAUACUCCACAUCCCACCUGGUACUUGGACAUGCACCCGAACUUUCGCUCUAUAACAAUCGCCCAAGACGCUCAGGUGGCUCUGACAAAGAAGGUUUGGGUCCAUUGUACGGCUUUCGCCAUCCGCGUUUGCAAGUGUCUUCAUUCUACGUCAAAGUCAGCGUCCGCAAAGCCGUUGCAGACAAAGCGGAAAUGUUAGCUGUUGGAAGCAGUGAUCAUUGUGCCGUCCUCUUCCCUACUGAUGAGAGGUUCCUUCAUUCUCCCGCCGAGAAACCGGCUGUAGAUUUGAAUCCCCAGUCGCCCGGGAUGCCAUUCACUCGCUCUGGCUUACGCCGCACUAAUUCAGCGGUUGGCUUGUCCGGACGACUGGAAGAUACCGUACCGAUCUACCAAUCCGGAACACCAUUGGUUGAGGGCCACAAGAAGGAGGUGUCAGCUGUCUCGUGGUCUGUGGAUGGGGAGCUAAUUACGGUCAGCGACGACUAUAGCGCCAGGUGUUGGCGCGAAGGGCCUGAUGCUCGAGAUCUACGAGUCGGCGGUGAGACGGAAGGUAGACGAUGGAAGUGUGGCUGGGCCGAGCUCGAAAAUCAAUAUGACGACAAUGAUGAAUGA